Messenger RNA from Camellia sinensis, 1563 nucleotides. The record is from RefSeq and is a predicted model, not a curated record. Lineage: Eukaryota; Viridiplantae; Streptophyta; Magnoliopsida; Ericales; Theaceae.
UCACGCAAUUCUCAACUGCUUUUCCGCACUCAGACAGCUUCGAAUCUGCCACCAAAACAUCCAAUUUCUGACGUUUUCUACCGUGCUCUUCCAGAUUCUUCUCAGCUUGGUGAUAGAUUUUUCAUAAUGGUUGCUACCGCCGCUACUUCUGCAUUUUUUCCAGUUGCAUCUCCUCCACCCGAUUCUGGUGCCAAGACAUCCAGCAAGCUUGGAGGACCUCCAGCAAAUGUGGAUGCACGAGGGAUUAAAUCAAAAUCUGCUGCCACUGGGGGUUUGCAGGUUAAGGCCAAUGCACAAGCCCCUUCCAAGGUAAACGGUACCAAAGUUGGUGUAAUGGAGGGGCUCAAGAGUGAGGAUGAUUCGCCAUCACUUCACCAAAGGACUUUUAUCAACCAACUACCUGAUUGGAGCAUGCUUCUUGCUGCUGUCACGACGAUAUUCUUGGCAGCAGAGAAGCAGUGGAUGAUGCUUGAUUGGAAGCCAAGGCGCCCUGAUAUGCUCAUCGAUUCGUUUGGUUUUGGGAAAAUUGUUGAGGAUGGUUUUGUUUUCCGUCAAAACUUCUCUAUCAGAUCCUAUGAGAUAGGGGCUGAUCGGACCGCCUCUAUAGAGACAUUGAUGAAUCAUUUGCAGGAAACAGCUCUUAAUCACGUGAAGAGUGCAGGACUUCUGGGUGAUGGCUUUGGUUCAACUCCGGAGAUGUGCAAAAAGAACCUGAUUUGGGUGGUCACUAAAAUGCAGGUUCUGGUAGAUCGCUAUCCUACUUGGGGUGAUGUAGUGCAAGUAGACACCUUGGUAGCUGCAUCCGGAAAGAAUGGUAUGCGGUGUGAUUGGCUUGUUCGUGACUGCAGAACAGGGGACAUUUUAACUAGAGCAUCCAGUGUCUGGGUGAUGAUGAAUAAAGAGACGCGGAGGUUAUCUAAAAUUCCUAAUGAAGUUCGAGGGGAAAUGGGUACUUUUUUUGUGGAUUCACCUCCUGUUGUGGACGAGGACAGCAGAAAAUUACUAAAACUUGAUGAAAGCACAGCAGAUUAUAUUCGUAAUGGUUUAACGCCUAGAUGGAGUGAUCUAGAUGUCAAUCAGCAUGUUAACAAUGUGAAAUACAUCGGAUGGAUUCUUGAGAGUGCACCACUGCCAAUUUUGGAUCAUGAGCUUUGCGGCAUGACUCUGGAGUACAGGAGGGAAUGCGGGAGGGACAGCGUGCUGCAGUCCCUAACCACUGUAUCUGGUGGUGGUGUUGGCAGUUUGGUUGAUCCUGGUUAUGUUGAGUGCCAGCAUUUGCUUCGACUUGAGGGUGGGGCUGAGAUUGUGAAGGGAAGAACUGAAUGGAGGCCCAAAUAUGCCAACUGUGUUGGGACCCUUGGUCACUUCCAGCAGAAAGCAGUUAAUUGUUGAAGUUCUUUAUUGCUUGGAGUGGCAGUAAGUCUUAUCCUUCGUGUCGCCGCGAUGCCCAUGUAAAAUCCCUACUCGAGUUCCUGGAUUAUAUAUGGUUUUUCAUUAUAUAUAUUUCUUCUGAUCUGUGUUCUUGUUUGGGAGAAUAGAGAAAAGUUCUUAAGCCUUUUGUAA